GGCACUUCAAAGGAGAGAAGAAGCUACAACUACUAAAGGAGUCGGCGACGAAACACAGACUGAAAACUUCCAGCCCGAGAGGAAACACACACGCACACGCACCGUCGGCAGGCCUAACACACAGUCCAUGGCUGCACUGCUAGGGGAGGAGCCGAGGCGGGGCAGCACCCCGCUGGCCAUGCUGGCCGCCACCUGCAGCAGGAUCGGGGAUGCCAGCCCCUCCUGCACCGACGGAGCCCCGGGACUCCUGCGGGGCUUCCACCCGUGGAGGAGAGGCGCCCAUCAGGGCGGCCCGGGCCCCUGCGUGGCCCCGGGGGCCCCCAGGAGCGCCGGGGGCGGACCUGCGGACACCUCCAGCGCUUUCUCGGUAACAGCCGCCAGCUCUUCUUUGGGAAACGAUGUGUCCAUGUAUCAGACCGCGGUCCCACAAUUCCCAUCCUCCGUGGAGGGCAUCUACCCGAGGAUGCAUCCCUAUGAGUCGUGGUUAAAAUCCGUGGGGGAGGUUAAUAGUAACGGGGCCCCGGCUUGGUGGGACUGGAUGGACUUACAGAACCCAGCCGGGCUGUCCUCCCCCAUGAGCAGCUACAGAGAUGACUUCAACUUCGGCCUCGGGGGGUGUGAGCGCCCGUCCCCCCCCGUGCAGUACUUAUUUGAGGGCUUCAGGUCCCACGUCCCGACCCCCUACGCGGAGGAUGCGCCCCCCGCAGCGGCCCCGGCCCCGGUGCAGGUCUCCCUGCCCGCCACCUCCCGCCCUUCCUCCCGGCGCUACUCCGGCCGGGCCACCUGCGACUGCCCCAACUGCCAGGAGGCGGAGAGACUGGGCAUGCAGGAGGGCUCCGGCUCCGGGGCCCGGGCCCGGGGCCAGCACAGCUGCCACAUCCCCGGCUGCGGGAAGGUCUACGGCAAGACGUCUCACCUGAAGGCGCACCUGCGCUGGCACACCGGGGAGCGGCCGUUCGUCUGCAACUGGCUCUUCUGCGGGAAGCGCUUUACGCGCUCCGACGAGCUGCAGCGCCACCUGCGCACGCACACCGGAGAGAAGCGCUUCGAGUGCCCGACCUGCCACAAACGAUUCAUGCGCUCCGACCACCUGAGCAAACACGCGCGGACGCACAGCGCGGACGGCUCGGAUGAUGGAGACCCAGGGGACCUGCAGGGCUCCGCGGGCUCCCCGCAGUCUGGCCCCGAGGGCGGCUCGGCCCCGGGCCCCGACAGGCUGCUGGACGCGAUGGAGGAUAACUAAACGCCAACAAAUGCAAGGGAUUUUUUUUAAUCUUAUUUUACCUGGAUAUGUGUCUUGGACAAUAAAAACUUAAAUGGCACUUUAUGGUUAACGCCAGCUACUUUUGAACACUGUCUCCUUACCUCAUUUGUUAUUUUUCAGCCAAUUGAAAGCAUAUCUUUAAGAGCUGUUUAUCAUUUAUGAGCAUCUUUUUUAUACAGGAGAGUCUCAAGCCUGAAUUAUGGUUCUGCGCGUUAAAUCGACGGCAUAGUUUUUGAAAUGUCCAGUUCUAAUUUACCAAUCACCAUUAUUUAUAGCACAUAUGAUUACAAGUGGUUUCAAUAAAAAAAAAAGAUAAUGUUGGAUUGG
Molecule: messenger RNA, 1591 nt
Organism: Cololabis saira (Pacific saury)
Lineage: Eukaryota; Metazoa; Chordata; Actinopteri; Beloniformes; Belonidae
Gene: sp8a
Product: sp8 transcription factor a
Exons: 2
Coding region: 128-1243 (371 amino acids)
Biological process (GO): regulation of transcription by RNA polymerase II
Molecular function (GO): RNA polymerase II cis-regulatory region sequence-specific DNA binding; DNA-binding transcription factor activity, RNA polymerase II-specific
Source: RefSeq, a predicted model, not a curated record